AGGUGAGUCGGUGUGUUGUGGACUCGUGGUGCUGGCUGCCGCUGUUGAGGCGGCCCAGAACGGGCGGUGGGGAGCGGGCGGAGCUGGUCUUUCGUCGGCCUGGCCAGCGCCGCAGUCGGCGCGGGCCGCGCCCGUCGCCAUAAACUCUCCUGAGCGCCUGCUGAGGCUGGGGGAGACAUCGGGGCCUGCACCUGAAGGGAGCCUGCGGCGCUGGCCCCGAGGAGGGGGCGUUGCCAUGGCGACAGCCUCUCCUGCAGCGGACGGGGGGCGGGGGCGGCCCUGGGAAGGAGGGCUGGUCUCCUGGCCCCCUGCCCCUCCCCUUACGCUCCCCUGGACUUGGAUGGGCCCAAGUUGGGGGCAAUACCCUGGGCAUUGGGGCUUUCCAGCUCUCACAGACCAUUCAGCAUCCCCUGCUGCCAGUCUUGGCAUCUUUGAAGUCCGAAGAGUUUUAGAUGCUUCUGGAUGUUCAAUGCUAGCACCUUUACAGACUGGAGCAGCUCGAUUUUCUUCAUAUUUACUUUCAAGAGCAAGAAAAGUGCUGGGCUCCCACUUAUUUUCUCCCUGUGGUGUUCCGGAGUUCUGCUCCAUAUCCACCAGAAAGCUGGCGGCCCACGGCUUUGGCGCAUCCAUGGCGGCAAUGGUGUCCUUCCCUCCCCAGAGGUAUCACUACUUUUUAGUGCUGGACUUUGAGGCCACGUGCGACAAGCCACAGAUCCAUCCUCAGGAAAUCAUCGAGUUUCCCAUCUUGAAGCUAAAUGGUCGGACCAUGGAGAUUGAGUCUACCUUUCAUAUGUAUGUCCAGCCUGUAGUCCAUCCACAGCUUACCCCCUUCUGUACAGAGCUCACUGGGAUUAUUCAAGCCAUGGUGGAUGGUCAGCCAAGCCUGCAGCAAGUGCUGGAGAGGGUCGAUGAGUGGAUGGCGAAGGAAGGCCUCUUAGAUCCAAACGUCAAGUCAAUUUUUGUCACCUGUGGAGACUGGGACUUAAAAGUCAUGCUCCCAGGCCAGUGCCAGUAUUUGGGCUUGCCAGUAGCAGAUUACUUCAAGCAGUGGAUUAAUCUGAAAAAGGCUUACAGCUUCGCCAUGGGCUGCUGGCCCAAGAAUGGACUUCUAGACAUGAACAAGGGCCUCAGCCUGCAGCACAUAGGUCGACCCCACAGCGGCAUUGAUGACUGCAAAAACAUUGCCAACAUCAUGAAGACACUUGCCUAUCGAGGUUUCAUCUUCAAGCAGACAUCUAAGCCAUUCUGAUUGGCCGAGGACGGGAUGGGGCA
This is a messenger RNA of Elephantulus edwardii (Cape elephant shrew), 1272 nucleotides long. RefSeq names its product ERI1 exoribonuclease family member 3 (gene ERI3). The transcript is spliced from 9 exons. Lineage: Eukaryota; Metazoa; Chordata; Mammalia; Macroscelidea; Macroscelididae. The coding region runs from base 236 to 1249 and encodes 337 amino acids. Gene Ontology annotation, biological process: exonucleolytic trimming to generate mature 3'-end of 5.8S rRNA from tricistronic rRNA transcript (SSU-rRNA, 5.8S rRNA, LSU-rRNA). The record is from RefSeq and is a predicted model, not a curated record. Gene Ontology annotation, molecular function: 3'-5'-RNA exonuclease activity; nucleic acid binding.